Messenger RNA from Staurois parvus, 341 nucleotides. The record is from the annotation of a GenBank genome assembly. NCBI's taxonomy places the organism in Eukaryota, Metazoa, Chordata, Amphibia, Anura, Ranidae.
UCAAUUCUGCAAGUGGUUCUGAUUUACUAUCGCUGUUCUCUAGCUGGUCUAAAACCACUUUUUGACGUAAAGGGACGCUUUUUGGACGCCAUGGACUUUUCUAAGUUUCCAGGCAGAAAGAACAGUCAAAAUGCAGGCAGGGCACAGGACAAAGCACUCGGGACAAAAUGUAUGUGAAAUGCUUUGAUACAUCAUUUUAAAAAAAAAUGACAUUUUUUAAAAAUUUCAAAUUUGCCGCCGGUUCCAGCGCCCGUACGUCCCGAUGUCACAGGGACCGGAACACGGAAGCCGGAUGCCGGCAUCAGCCGGAGGAGAUGGCCGGGGAUGCUGCAGGGGACACA